Myotis daubentonii (Daubenton's bat) is the source of this 597-nucleotide messenger RNA. Its product is annotated as RNA-binding protein 4-like. The transcript has a single exon. The record is from RefSeq and is a predicted model, not a curated record. The coding region runs from base 67 to 597 and encodes 176 amino acids. Lineage: Eukaryota; Metazoa; Chordata; Mammalia; Chiroptera; Vespertilionidae.
AUUUUGUCAGGAGCAUCGGCGCCGCGAGGAAGAGUUCCUGCUGAUUCCCGUGCGGGCAGCGUCGAGAUGGUGAAGCCGUUCAUCGGAAACCUGCCCCGGGAGGCCACAGAGCAGGAGAUCCGCACACUCUUCGAGCAGUACGGGAAGGUGCUGGAAUGUGACAUCAUUAAGAACUCCAGCUUUGGGCACAUAGAGGACAAGACAACGGCAGAAGAUGCCAUCCGCAACCUGCACCACUACAAGCUGCACGGGGUGAACACCAGUGUGGAAGCCAGCAAGAAUAAGAGCAAGACCUCCACAAAGUUACAUGUGGGCAGCAUCAGUCCCACUUGUACCAACAGAGAGCUUCCGUCCAAGUUUGAAGAGUAUGGUCAUGUCGAAUGUGACAUCGUGAAAGAUUACGCCUUCGUACACAUGGAGCGGGCAGAGGACAUGGUCGAGGCCUUCAGGGGCCUCGACAACACAGAGUUUCAAGGACCUAUGGACUGUAGGCCAGUGACGCUGCUGAACAUCCUGCAGGAUAAGCUCACCUGCCCCCACGAAGUUAUCCAGUCCCAAAUGUCAGUAGUACCAAGGCUGAAACCCUCUUCUAGGUGA